AUGCAGGCAACUGCAGAGUCGGUUUCAGGGCAGGUUUUGCCUAACAAUUGCAUCAGGUAUGAUGAAUCGGAGGACUUAGAUUGUUAUCUAGAACGUUUCGAAUUGUAUCUGAUAGCGAGUGGCUUGACAGUACCUGACACACAGUCAGUGAAUGGGAGCGCGACCACAGUGGAUCGCGGGGGUGACAAGAGAGUAGUGGCGCUGCUAUUGAACGCUAUCGAGGCUCGCUACUACGGGAUUGUUCGUGAUUUGGUAUCACCGGCAAAACCAAGUGACAAGUCAUAUGUGCAGUUGAAGCAAAUACUGCGAAAGCAUUUCAAACGUACACCAGUCACCGUAGCUGAAAAGCGCAAGUUUAUUAGACGUGAUCAGGCACCGGGUGAGAGCACGAGUGAUUACGUUGUACAGUUGAAACAUCUCAGCCUACAUUGUGAGUAUGCUGAUAAACUUGAUGAGCAGCUACGAGACCGCUUUAUCAGUGGUUUGAAUGAUGAGUCUACUUCACUGAAACUUAUGGAAAAGGCUACUGAGACCCCUAACAUGACGUUUCAGCAGGCUGUGGACUUCACCCUAUCGAAACAAACAGCUGCGGGGGAGGUCUGGGCGAUGCGUUCAGAGGGCUCUUCAGGUUGCACCAAGUCCAGUGUUCAUGCAGUUCGCGGUAAACAGCAGUCUGGUCAGAAAGGUAGCAGGCGAAAGCAAGAAUGUUAUCGUUGUGGUCGACACCAUACACCAGAGGAGUGUUGGUUCAAGUCCGAAACGUGCAGAUACUGUAAAAAGAAAGGACACAUCGAAAGGAAGUGUCGAGCCAAGGGCAAGAAUGAAAUGAAACAAACAGAACACUCAGACUGUAAAUCUAAGAUGAGUCACAAGAGUAAAGUUCAAACGAAGAAAAAUAAUUGUAGUGAUGUACAUAAGAUGCAUGAAAACAGGAAACCUAUGUCUAACAGUAAUGCUAGGAAGGAAGCUAGAGUUUUACAUGAUUCCAGUAGUAGUAGUGAGGAAUGCAGUGUGGAAUAUGAUCACACAUUGUUCAAGUUAGACGUUAUUAGUAAGUCAAAGGUUAGGCCAAGUACAGGUUCAGAGAGUGAUCCAAUUAUAGUUCCUGUUGUCAUUGAAGGUAAAGUCACACAUAUGGAACUUGAUACAGGGUCAAGUGUGAGCAUGAUACCAUUGUCAUACUAUGAGAAACAUCUAUCACAUGUGAAGAUGCAUGAGUCAGAAAAGUCUUUGGUGAGUUUUAUCACAAACCAAACAGUCAAACCAGUUGGGAAAGUUCAUGUAGAGGUCACACAUGGAAAGUACCAGGGUAAACUGAGUUUGUAUGUGGUAGAACAUACAGAGUAUUUGCUAUUUGGGAGAGAUUGGUUAUCAAUAGUACCACUGAAUUGGAAGUCUCUGAUAUCCAGGGUAAGCGGUAAUCAUGAUCAUAGUCAGGUUCAUCAUGUUGGUGAGCUGGAUAGAGUCCUGAAUAAGCAUAAUAGAUUGUUUGAAGAUAGACUAGGUAAGCUCACAAAAGCAAGAGCGCACAUUUCAGUAAAAGAUGAUGCUAAACCAGUAACUACAAGGCCAUACAAGGUACCUUUUGCAAUGAGAGAUAAGGUAGAAGAAGAAUUGGAAAGAUUACAGAAGUGUGGGGUUUUGACUGCUAUUGAUCAUAGUGAAUGGAGUACUGGAAUCGUAGCAGUUCCAAAGAAGGAUGGGUCUGUCCGCAUAUGUGGAAAUUACAAAACUACAGUGAAUCCAGUUUUGGAUCCAGUUCAGCCCCCCAAUAUCAAUGUAGAGAACAUAUUGGCAAAUCUAGGUGGAGGUGUGUUAUUUUCUACCGUAGAUCUAGCACAUGCUUACAACCAGUUAGAGUUGGAUGAAGAGUCUAAGAAGUUCCUAGUAAUAUCUACACAUACGGGGUUAUUUCAACAGAAUCGCCUGGUAUUUGGUAUUACUAGUGCACCAGCUAUUUGGCAGAGUGCUAUUGAACAGGUACUACAGGGGAUACCUGGGGUACAAGUAUACUUAGAUGACAUAUUGGUAACUGGGCGUACUGUUGAAGAGCAUCAUGCCAAUUUGGAUAAGGAUCUCACAUGCCUUGAAGAGCGUAACCUUACAUUGAGGAAAAUGAAAUGUACGUUUGCUCAGCCAUCAGUAGAGUUCUUAGGUCAUGUCAUAGAUGCAAACGGAGUACAUACUGUAGAAGAGAAAGUACAGAAAAUAAGAGAAUCUUCCUAG
This is a messenger RNA of Lytechinus pictus (painted urchin), 2226 nucleotides long. RefSeq lists its product as uncharacterized. Bases 1 to 2226 code for a protein of 741 amino acids. The record is from RefSeq and is a predicted model, not a curated record. Lineage: Eukaryota; Metazoa; Echinodermata; Echinoidea; Temnopleuroida; Toxopneustidae. The transcript has a single exon.